Molecule: messenger RNA, 3942 nt
Organism: Misgurnus anguillicaudatus (oriental weatherfish)
Lineage: Eukaryota; Metazoa; Chordata; Actinopteri; Cypriniformes; Cobitidae
Gene: tspan5b
Product: tetraspanin 5b
Cellular component (GO): plasma membrane
Source: RefSeq, a predicted model, not a curated record
UUUAACCGGAAGUGACUCUCGCAUCUUUAUUUGCGUCCCGUUAUUCGCGUUCAUUAGCCCAUCAAUAGCAAAAAUAAUUUCGUUUUCUUCAAGAAGGUGAAUAGUCGUUUCGGAGAAAUGUGGCAUUGCCUGUCAAAUUAUAGACAUGUCAUGAACGUAUAAACUGAGAUCAGAGGUUUCCAGGCGGUGGGCGAAAUUUUUCACCAUUAUUAUAAACCAUCGGGAGGAUUUUGUCCGUGUUGUCUAACGCCAGUAUGUCAGGAAAGCAUUUCAACGUCCACGAAGUGGGCUGUUGCAUCAAAUACUUCAUUUUCGGAUUUAAUAUUAUAUUUUGGCUUCUUGGGGUGGCGUUCCUGUCUGUGGCUCUGUGGGCUUGGAGUGAAAAGGGAGUUCUCUCCAACAUAUCCUCCAUCACAGAUUUGGGUGGGUUUGACCCAGUAUGGCUGUUUCUGGUGGUGGGAGGAGUGAUGUUUGUGCUGGGCUUUGCUGGAUGCAUCGGAGCGCUGAGGGAAAACUCCUUUCUUCUCAAGUUUUUUUCCGUGUUUCUCGGAAUCAUAUUUUUCCUGGAGCUGACGGCGGGAGUAUUGGCGUUCGUCUUUAAAGACUGGAUCAAGGACCAGCUUAAGUUCUUCAUCAACAACAAUAUCAGGGCCUACAGAGAUGACAUUGACUUGCAGAACCUCAUCGACUUCACCCAAGAUUAUUGGGAGUGCUGUGGGGCAUUCGGACCUGAAGACUGGAAUCUGAACAUCUACUUUAAUUGUACGGACACUAAUCUGAGCAGAGAGAAAUGUGGGGUUCCCUUUUCAUGUUGCACUAAAGACCCUGCCGAGGACGUGAUCAACACGCAGUGCGGAUAUGACAUUCGAGAUAAAAAAUCAGAGAGUGACCAGAAUACAUUUAUACACACAAAAGGAUGCGUGCCUCAGUUUGAAAAAUGGCUACAGGAGAAUCUUACCGUAGUUGCUGGAAUCUUCAUAGGAAUCGCACUUCUCCAGAUAUUUGGGAUCUGUCUGGCUCAAAAUCUGCUGAGUGACAUUGAAGCGGUCAGAGAGAGUUGUUUGUUCACCUGACACAGCUGAGCGGUCCCACAGACCGAGCAUCAAUCUUUAGUCACUCGGCAACAGAGUCGGAACAUUGUCAUCGCAGUAUCCUAGCAACCACUGAAGGAUUUCAUUCACAUACCUCUUGUGUAGAGCGACAUCUAAAUGUUUUGAUAAUGGUGCCCAAGGGUAUAGUUGUUUUCUAGAUUUACUUCUAAUGCUUUUUUCACACACGGAAAUCGAACCACAUUAACGUACUGAGAUAAAACACAGCAUAUUGAUUUUUAAGACUAGCUACAUUGUAAAGAGAACACAGUCUGCACUAUUUUCUAAUUGUUCAUCUGUGUACACACGCAUCAGUAUCACAUUUUUUUUUAUGCAGGAAAAUGUUUAAAAACGCAAACUUUGCAUUCAGUCCUUUCCAACGCACUUAGUCAAACUGGUUUGAAAGCAAGAACAUGCCCUGUGCUUGGUUUUGCAUUGGUUUUGUCAGUCAUGAUUAGUUUUAUUGUUUAUAGGCUAAUACGAAAACUUUCACACAAUAUUUAUAAGUUAUUGGAAGGCCCAAACCGAAUCCGUGCACUUUUUUUUGUGUUGAUAUGAACUGAGGAAAUAUGUAUAAUUCUGUGAACUGAAUUUAAACAUGGUAAAAUGUGUUAAAACAGAGUAUUACCCUUUCAUAGCUGACGGCAGUAUCAAAUUUGGUAUAAUAUUUUUCAUUUAGUGUAGGUGUAGAUUUUAGAAAACACAGUAGUGUCCUGUUUACAUUGUUCAGGAGUUAGAGGUCACAUGAGUAUUUGGCUCUCAUCGUAACAUGAAUGUACAUAAAUUAUAUGUGGGGUUUUUUUUGUUCACGUUGUCAUACUUUGUGUGUAUAUUAACUGUUAAACGGAUUUUAUAAAAACACAGUCGCUUUCGAAACUAAGAAAAAAUGCACUGCAUGCUUAUUGAGAAAUAACACUACUUUUUUUCAGCGUGGUCGGCUAUAUAAAAAUAUUUUUGUGAAUUACUAUGUUUAACUUACAGUACUGUACUAGGUUUUGAAAUGAUAGCCACCGUGUAAAUGUGUCACUUGAAUGUUUUUAAAAAGUUAGCACUGAGAUUAUGCCAGAUUAAAUGCUUUGAUUCAAAUAGUCCGAUUCUGUAAUUUAAAAAAAAUAACAAAUUGGGUAUUUGAAUAGCUUUUAAGAAUAUUCAUUUCACCCCAAAAUAAAAACAUUCGGUCCUGGUUUCACAGACAAGGCUUCGCUUAAGUAAGGACUAUGCCUUAGUUAAAUAACUAUUUAAGUAACUUUAAUAAAAAAUGCCAUAGACAAUACAAUGACAAUUACAUGUUUUAAAAUAUGUCAUGGCAAGUUAUUUUCAGUUAAGACAUUUAUUUUAGUCUGGCACUAAGCUUAAAGGUGCAAUGUGGGACUUUUAUAAGGAUCUCUUGACAGAAAUGCAAUAUAAUAUACAUAACUAUAUUAUCAGUGAUGUAUAAAGACCUUACUAAAUGAACUGCAUUGUUUUUAUUACCUUAGAAUGAGCCAUUUUUAUCUACAUACACCGCGGGUCUCCUUACAUGGAAGUCAUCGCAAUGUUUUUACAGAAGCCCUAAACGGGCAAACUGUUCUACAGAGAUCGUUUCAUCCCUACAUUGUCGUUUCGAAAUGGAGGUGUGAGCUGCGGACUGAGCUGUUGGUUGCAAUUCACAAUCUUACCACUAGAUGCCACUAAAAAGUCCCAUAUUGCACCUUUAAGCCUUGUCUAUGAAACCGGGCAUAUAUUUUGCAUAAAGAAAUUGGAGACAAUUUGUUAUGACACGCCUAGCACCCGUUUUACUGUUUGAGCCAGUUUACUUUAUACAAAAUACACUAGUCAACAUUCGAAGUUGAUCAAAACCUUUAAAGGUGCAGUGUGUACAUUUUAGUGGCAUCUAGUGAUGAGGUUGCGAAUUGCAACCAACGGCUCAGUCCACUGCCCACCCUAGCUUUUUAAAUGCAUAAAGAAGCUACGAUAUCCCCACAGGACAAACAUUUCAUCGUCGGAGACAACUUAGUAUAAAGGUUUGUCCGUUAAGGGCUUCUGUAGAAACAUGGCGACACAAAAUGGCGACUUCCGUGUAACGGGACCCUCGGUGUAUGUAAAAACUUCUCAUUCUAAGAUUAUAAAAACAUAACGGUUCAUUUUAAAAGGUCUUUAUACACCACUGAUAAUAUAGUUUUGUAUAUUAUUUUGCAUUUCUUUCAAGAGAUCCUUCUAAAAAUUACACACUGCACCUUUAAUAAAAGUUUACAUAAAGCCAAUCCCUAAUACCCAUUCUUGUCUUGGGAUAACUUUGACAAAACUUUUUUGAUCCACUUUAAAUGUUGUGACUAGUAUAGUUUUUAUAGUUUAGAUUUUUGGGGUGAAAUAUUAACCACACAUGCACUUGUAACAUAUAAACUAAAAAAAUCCAAGCUUAAUUUAUUUCAGAAAUCAAGAUGGGAUUUGAAACAUGACCAGAAAUAUGACAAGAAUGUUGUGCUUUGAAAACGAAUCUUUGCCGCCUGUUAGUGGUUUUGUGACUUUUGUAAAAAAAAAAACAGGGUUUGUUAGAUUAUCUGAUGAAUCCAUGUGGUUGUAAUAAUGCAUUUUAUACAGUACAUAACACUUUCCACAUGUGUGUAACCUUCUUAGAUUAAAAUUUAUUUGUUUCUGAUUUUGAAGACUGUUGCAACCAUUCAAAAGAAUGGAGAACAGGAAAGUUUAGUAAUUCAGAUGUCUAAAUCAAUCCUAUUUUUGACUUGAUCCAAUGGUUUGAAAUAGAUCUCUAGCAUGAUCUAACAUUUUGGUAUAGGCUUUUGAUUGGUGUCCAUUACAGCAACAUAACAUUACUAAAUUUGUUUAUAAGGAAAAUGCCCUGUUUUUUUUUCAU